AUGGCUCUCUACAAGAUCCUGUGCAGCGUGACUCUGAUGCUCCUUUUUACACCCAACGGGGGUCACGCCGUUAUGCCAGAAUGUGGCAAAAUGGUGGACGGUCAUCCAGACCAUCUGCCCUGGCAGGCUAUCAUCACCAUUGAUGGGCGUAUCCGCUGUUUAGGCUCCCUCAUCAAUCAGCAGUGGGUGCUGACAGACGGCCACUGUGGAGCUGGACACUUCCUUCACGCAUCGGUUUCUCUUGGGCGUAUGGACAUGUCAGAUCCUGAGAACAACUGCGAGGAAAUGAGAGAAGUUGACUACUUCACAUGCAACGAACCGACGUCCAACUCACUGAUCACCAGGGACAGUAUGUGUCUCCUGAGGAUGGCCACCCCUGUGAAUUUUACAGACUUCAUAUUUCCAGUCUGCAUCGCCUCAGGGGACAGCAACAUCCACUCUGGGACAGAGAGCUGGGUCGCCACUGGUUCCUACACUAACCCCCUCAUGAAGGUACCACUAGUCGGAUACAACACGUGCAAAUGCUCCAUUCCUAAACUCAAAGAUCACAUGAUCUGUGCUGGAAAGCUAGAUCACCACUGGCUUGACGAUGAAUGCCUGGUUAACUUAGGAGGAGGCCUGUUGGUCAAUUACAAUGGCUACUGGACCCUGAUUGGAGUCGUGAGGUUGGAUCCAACCUGCAGCGAGCUUGAUGCCCUCAAAACGUACAGCGAUGUGUCCCCGUGCCAGGAAUUUCUCUCAAACAUCACUGACGAACACAACCGGCCAACCUUUGUUUCCGUCAAAUCCAUCGGGACUGACCCUGAUGUCAACUUUGUCUGUCUUCCACCCAAUCCUCCAGAGCCUCCCAUGCCACCAAAACCCCAACCUCCCUGCACUGAUCCCCCAGCUCCCCCAUGUCCAAAGCCAGAGGGGGGAUGCAGGGAUGACAGCGUGUUUGAUAGUGGUGUUAGCAUGAUGCCCUCUUCCCCCUUCGUCCUACUCUUUGUUCUCGUUCUUUCACUCUGCGGUGUUUACUGGUGA
Cheilinus undulatus (humphead wrasse) is the source of this 1023-nucleotide messenger RNA. Its product is annotated as chymotrypsinogen A-like. Gene Ontology annotation, molecular function: serine-type endopeptidase activity. The record is from RefSeq and is a predicted model, not a curated record. The transcript is spliced from 6 exons. The coding region runs from base 1 to 1023 and encodes 340 amino acids. Gene Ontology annotation, biological process: proteolysis. Lineage: Eukaryota; Metazoa; Chordata; Actinopteri; Labriformes; Labridae.